AUGGCCCACAGAUACAAUCUCCGCCCCAGGCCUGUCAAAAAAGCCGACAAGAAUGACGAAACCAUGAACCCCAUAGUCAGUGUUGAACCUUCUGGGUAUGAACGCCUAGUAGCCCAGAUCUGCCCUAAAUACCUCACCAGAGACGAGGCCAACGAGAUACGCGAGGAAUUCAACAAAGUGUGGGUAGAGGAUAAACAACUCCUUUGGAGUGGCACCAAUUACCAUGUAACCAAGAUCUGGGCUGCACAGCAAGGCCUUCAGACUCUAACCGAUGCGAUGGGCCCUCUGAUGUGUGAGGGAAACGAUAAGUGCCGAAAGACAAGAAGCUCUCGAACCUGGAGUCAGUACAUGAGGGGGGCCUCGGCAUUAUUUGCGUGGCGCAUAUCGCAAGGCCGAGUUGCCACUGUGUUGACACCUCCGCCCCCACAUCGAUUUCACCCUUCGGGAAUGACAAACUAUCAAGACGUUGAAGAGCCGAUCCUCAAGGGCGUCCUCGGCAUAUCAGUGGGCAAGAUCAUGAUGAUUCAUCCUGAGGUUCCGGGCGCUGAAAAGUUCGUCUACGAAGCGUGGCCUGUUGACCAUUGCGCGACGUGGAUGAUCAAAUUCGGUGAAUUUCCUAACAGAGACUGGAGAAUCGCGUGA
Colletotrichum siamense is the source of this 642-nucleotide messenger RNA. RefSeq lists its product as uncharacterized. NCBI's taxonomy places the organism in Eukaryota, Fungi, Ascomycota, Sordariomycetes, Glomerellales, Glomerellaceae. The transcript is spliced from 2 exons. The record is from RefSeq and is a predicted model, not a curated record. The coding region runs from base 1 to 642 and encodes 213 amino acids.